AUGCCUUCAGCUCGACGCGCAAUCAUCGCGAUCACCUCUGCUCACGCCUCUCUUUUUGAAGAUGGUGGCCAUCAGACGGGCGUUUUUAUAAGCGAAGCCCUGCACCCGUACAAUGUGCUCAAAGCUGCAGGCUUCGAAGUGGACAUUGCCUCUGAGAAAGGGACGUGGACGGAAGACUGGCUUAGUCUGCAGCCUGGUUUCUUGAGUGAAGAGGAGAGACAGCAGUACGAUGACAAGAGCAGUGACUUCCGCCGCAACAUGGACAGGAAUUUAAAAGCAGAGGACUUGCUGGAGACAGAGUACGGUAUCUUUUUUGCAUCUGCAGGACAUGCCGCUCUAAUCGACUACCCCCACGCCAUAAAUCUCAAGAAGAUCGCUGCCAAAGUUUGGGAGAACGGUGGUGUCGUCUCGGCUGUCUGUCACGGCCCAGCCAUAUUUGCUGGUCUUCUCGAUCCCGCUACAGGCAAGCCUAUCGUUCAAGAUAGAGAGAUCACUGGUUUCACGACUCAAGCCGAGGAGGAGAUGGGAAUCACGAAAGGGCUUCGAUCGUGGAAUGAGCCACUGGUUGAUGAGCAUGCAAUGACGCUUGGCGCGAAGUACGUUCGGUCCGACGGUAUAUGGGAUGACUAUCAUGUUGUUGACGGGAGGGUCGUCACUGGUAUGAAUCCACAGAGUGCAAAGAGCACUGCAAGGGCGGCUAUCGAAGUGUACGAAAAGCAGUAG
Molecule: messenger RNA, 723 nt
Organism: Bipolaris oryzae ATCC 44560
Lineage: Eukaryota; Fungi; Ascomycota; Dothideomycetes; Pleosporales; Pleosporaceae
Exons: 4
Coding region: 1-723 (240 amino acids)
Molecular function (GO): glyoxalase III activity
Source: RefSeq, a predicted model, not a curated record